This is a messenger RNA of Cylindrotheca closterium, 318 nucleotides long. The record is from the annotation of a GenBank genome assembly. Lineage: Eukaryota; Bacillariophyta; Bacillariophyceae; Bacillariales; Bacillariaceae.
AUGGAUAGAACUGCAGCAGACGCUCAUAUGGCCUCCGAGCGUCUUACCUACGAGGAUGCCUCUGAUCUUGCAGAGGACAACUACCGCAAGCUCAAGGACAAAGCUGGAAAGAAGGGCAACAAUCGUGGUAAGAAGGCUGACAACAACAAGCCCAAGGGCAACAAGAAGGAGGACACAAACUGGAAGAAAGUUGCCCCUGGUCCUGGUGAGCCCCAACAGAAGGUUGUCAAUGGAAAGACUUGGAAGUAUUCUGCCCAUUGCAUUUGUUGGUCUACCACCCACGGCACGGAUGGGCAUACUGGUCCAAGAAGGAGUUGA